UUUAUUUGCUGCUCGAUCAAAAUAAAGCUCGAGCGACAUGAACUUGUGGAGCAAACAGAAGUGAAACUAGCCGGAACAAUGGCCAGAGCAGAAGAAGAAGACAACUGGAGUGAGGCAGUGGAAGAUCUUGUAACAGCAGGAGACACCGACGGAGCCAUAGCUCUUUUGGAAUCGGUAAUCUCCAAUCUCGAAAACAAAGACUCUCCUGAGUUGGCCUCUGCUCUCUGCGACUUGGCCAAGCUCUACUCCUCCAAAGGCUUCUCUCUCAAAGCUGACGACCUUCAGUCUCGCGCUUCCGCCAUCAAGCUUCGUCACUCUUCCUCUUCUGGUGUUGCUACAGAGAAGCAGAGCUUGAUGCCUGGAAAGAAUUCAACAGAUGGACAUGUUGAAAACUCAACGAAAUCGCAGGGUUCUUCUUCUUGCAAUGGGUCUUCGGAUGAUGAUUGGGAAGCUAUUGCAGACCGCACACCUGAUGAAUUACUCUCCUCACAAUCUUUGCCCGGAGUAUCAAAACUUUCUUUGGAAGAUACCAAAGUUCAAACCCCUAAGCGGCGUGGAAGAGGAACAUUUGCAUACAAGAAACGUGAACUGUACAGUGAUCAAAUAUCUAAUAAGAUUGUAGUUGAUAAUGAUAGCUUGGAGGAAGAAAAUGAGGGCCAUAAUUUAGAGGGCAGUGAAGAAACAAGAAACUCAAAAUAUGGCACACGUCACAUUCUUGUUUUAGCUGACUGUCCACCAAGUACUAGGACAAUAGAGUUGGAGAAUCUUUUUGAGGACUUCAGAGAUCAUGGAGUUGUUAUUCGCUGGGUUAAUGAUACGGUUGCCCUUGCCGUUUUCAGAACACCAGCGAUUGCACUUGAGGCUCGUAGUCAUAUUCAAUGUUCUAUGACAGUUCGAGUGCUUGAUGAGGAUGAUACCCUUCUGAGUUCAAUUUCACCAAAAGAUCUGGAGCCUCCUCGGCAAAGGCCACAAACAUCAGCAAGAACUGCCCAGAGGCUCAUUGCACAUGGAAUGGGAUUGAAAUUACCUUCAACUGCCUUCGGGUCCAGAGACUUGAAGAAACAGGAAAAUGAUCGAAGGAGCCGCAUAGUCACGCGACAAAAAUUGAAAGAUGAUGCUUGGGGUGGGGAUGAAUAGCGACAUUUUUUUUUUGGCUAAUAUUAUAGUCCCUUACUUCAUUUUCUUUUUAUGGACCUUGCCCUUUGUAUGCAAUUUCUGAGCGUGAAGUCCUUCAUUCAACUCUGAAUCAGCGGUUGUUUUCUGUGCAUUUAGCUAAAUAUACCUUCCUACAAGUAUUAAUGAAAUCCUAAAACUUCCUUGUUUUUGUUGUCC
Messenger RNA from Rosa chinensis, 1332 nucleotides. Its product is annotated as coiled-coil domain-containing protein R3HCC1L. The transcript has 7 exons. The record is from RefSeq and is a predicted model, not a curated record. The coding region runs from base 79 to 1137 and encodes 352 amino acids. NCBI's taxonomy places the organism in Eukaryota, Viridiplantae, Streptophyta, Magnoliopsida, Rosales, Rosaceae.